AGCUCCGCGCCCUCGGGCGGGACAGAUCCAAGUUGGGAACAGCUGUGGGUGCAGGGCCUUCAAGAUGAGGCCGGCACUAGCUCUGUGCCUCCUCUGGCAGGCGUUCUGGCCUCGACCUGGCCGGAGCGAGCACCCCACCGCAGACCGCGCGGGCUGCUCGGCCUCGGGGGCCUGCUACAGCCUGCACCACGCUACCAUCAAGAGGCUGGCGGCCGAGGAGGCCUGCAGUCUGCGCGGCGGGGCGCUCAGCACGGUGAGCGGGGGCGCAGAGCUCCGGGCGGUGCUUGCGCUCCUGCGGGCAGGCCCGGGGCCCGGAGGGGGCUCCAAAGACCUUCUGUUCUGGGUGGCGCUGGAACGCGGGCGAUCGCACUGCACUCUGGAGAAAGAGCCAUUGCGGGGUUUCUCCUGGCUCUCCCCCGACGUCAGCGUGUCCGAAAGCGAGACGCUGCAGUGGGUGGAGGAGCCUCAACGCUCCUGCACUUCUCGGAGUUGCGCAGGACUCCAGGCCACCCGGGGGGUUGAGCCCGCAGGCUGGAAGGAGAUGCGAUGCCACUCGCGCGCCAAUGGCUACUUGUGCAAAUACCAGUUUGAGGGCUUGUGCCCGGCGCCGCGCCCCGGGGCCGCCUCUAACUUGAGCUACCGUGCGCCCUUCCAGCUGUACAGCGCGGCUCUGGACUUCAGUCCCCCAGGGACCAAGGUGAGUGCGCUCUGCCCUGGGCAGCUCUCCAUCACAGCCACCUGCAUCGUGGACGAGGUCGGCGCGCGCUGGGACGGGAUACCCUCCGGGGCUGUGCUCUGUCCCUGCCCCGGGAGGUACCUCCGUGCUGGCAAAUGCGCAGAGCACUCUAACUGUGUAGAUGACUUGGGAGGCUUUGCCUGCGAAUGCGCGGCGGGCUUCGUGCUGGGGAAAGACGGACACUCUUGUGUAAUCAGUGGGGAAGGACAGCCGGUCUCUGAGGGGACCGAGGUGCCCACCAGGCCAGCCACUGCAGCCAGCCCCGAUCAGAAGAGAACGUGGACACCCAGGGUACCUGAAAAGCCAAGGGAAGUACCACAUGUCCUUGGACAAGGCAGUUCAGCAACAUCUAUUGCCGAGAUUCCUCAGUGGGGAGCACAGAGCACGAUGUCCACUCUUCAGAUGUCCUCUCAAGCUAAUUCAAAGGCCGCCAUCACCUCUUCAGGAAGCGUGACUCCCAAGUUUAAUUCCACGUCUUCCCCUGCCAUUCCCCAGGCUUUUGGCUCCUCCUCCACCGUGGUCUUCAUACUUGUGAGCAUAGCGGUCAUAGUGUUGGUUAUCUUGACUAUGACAGUGCUGGGGCUUUUCAAACUCUGCUUCCACAAAAGCUCUUCUUCCCAGUCAAGAAAGGAGCCUUUGGCCCAGCCAGGCAUGGAGAGUGGUACCGAGGCCACUGCUCUGCGCUCCAGUUCUGUACAUUGCACAGACAAUGGGGUGAAGGUAGGGGACUGUGGUCUGCGGGACAGAGCGGAGGGGGCCUCACUGACAGGGUCCUCUCUUGGGUCAGGUGACACAUAGGGAAAAGGCACUCCCUCUGAGCAGAGUUUUUCACUGUCAAUGAAAGGGGAAAGAAAAUGAACUUAUUUAGGGACUGACUAUUCCUAUAGAAAAUUCUCUUCCCCCAAAUUCCCUCUACUCUACUGAGGAGAUAAAUCUGAACUGGAUGCUGGAUCCCUGAAGAAGAAAGAGGUGAUUGAAAUGGAAGUGCCUUAUGGUGGUAGUGGGGGCUGGGAUCCUACUGUGGAGAGGUUUUCCCUUGUGUUUAUUCUGGGGGAUUUGGAGAAGGGCUUGAAUUUGUUAAGACAUUGGAAGCAAAUAGAAAACAACACAAUUAAAAAAAUUUUUUUUAAACCAAAA
Molecule: messenger RNA, 1873 nt
Organism: Prionailurus viverrinus (fishing cat)
Lineage: Eukaryota; Metazoa; Chordata; Mammalia; Carnivora; Felidae
Gene: CLEC14A
Product: C-type lectin domain containing 14A
Exons: 1
Coding region: 65-1534 (489 amino acids)
Biological process (GO): cell migration
Cellular component (GO): extracellular matrix; external side of plasma membrane
Molecular function (GO): extracellular matrix binding; extracellular matrix protein binding
Source: RefSeq, a predicted model, not a curated record